Molecule: messenger RNA, 894 nt
Organism: Exophiala aquamarina CBS 119918
Lineage: Eukaryota; Fungi; Ascomycota; Eurotiomycetes; Chaetothyriales; Herpotrichiellaceae
Product: alcohol dehydrogenase
Exons: 2
Coding region: 1-894 (297 amino acids)
Molecular function (GO): oxidoreductase activity, acting on NAD(P)H as acceptor
Source: RefSeq, a predicted model, not a curated record
AUGUCGAAAUUGGAAAUCACCAUCCCAGAUUUAAAACUCCCGGACGGUAACAAGAUACCAUUUAUUGGUUAUGGGACAGGCACGGCGUGGUACAAGGCAGAUGCCAACUCACCAAAAGACCAGAAGCUGAUCGACGCGGCCAAGGUAGCCAUCAGCACCGGAUACACUCACCUAGACGGCGCCGAGAUCUACAACACGGAAGAAGAGCUCGGCCAAGCGAUCAAGGAAAGCGGGGUGGCGCGGGAGAAGCUGUUCGUGACAAGCAAAGUCAUCGCCAACAUUGAAGACAUCCCCGGGGCCAUCGACACGAGUCUGAAAAAGCUCGGCCUGGACUAUGUCGACCUGUACCUAAUCCACGAGCCGUUCUGGGCCAAGGGCGAUGAGAGGGCACUUCAGCAGAAAUGGGCGCAGAUGGAAGAAGUUGCGGCCAGCGGCAAAGCGAAAAGCAUCGGGGUCAGCAACUACCUCCAACCACACCUGGAUGCCAUCUUGAAGACAGCCAAAGUGCGGCCUGCAAUCAACCAGAUCGAGUUCCACCCAUAUCUCCAGCACGGAGACCUGCUCGCGUACCACCGCAUCAAAGACAUCAAAGUCUCGGCGUACGGGCCUCUCCUGCCCAUGACCCAGGGAGCUGGCGGGCCUCUUGAUCCGCUGCUUGAGUCUCUGGCGAAGAAGUACGCCGUCAGUCGGGGAGAGAUUCUGUUGCGGUGGGUGAUUGAGCAGGACGUCGUGGCCGUCACGACCAGCUCCAAGGAGCAGAGGCUGAGCGACUAUCUACGAGUGUUUACGUUCAAGAUGACGCCGAAGGAGGUCGAGGAGAUUUCGGAGGUGGGCCGGUCUCAUCAUUUCAGGGGGAAUUGGAACCGUAUGUUUGAGAAGGGCGAUAGAUCGUGA